Molecule: messenger RNA, 477 nt
Organism: Sphenostylis stenocarpa
Lineage: Eukaryota; Viridiplantae; Streptophyta; Magnoliopsida; Fabales; Fabaceae
Source: the annotation of a GenBank genome assembly
AUGGGUUUUCACAUAACCUUUGUCAACACUGAGUUCAACCACAACCGUUUUGUUAGGGCCCAUGGAGCAGACUUUGUUAAGGGUCUCCCAGAUUUCAUAUUUGAGACCAUACCCGAUGGAUUACCACCUACGGAUAAGGAUGCCACUCAGGAUAUUCCAUCACUGUGUGAUUCAAUCAGAAAAAAUUGUUAUCGCCCUUUCAAAGAGUUGGUGUUAAAGCUAAACUCUUUAGAUGCCGUGCCCCCAAUUAGUUGCAUAAUUGCCGAUGGAGUUAUGGGCUUUGCUGGAAAAGUUGCAAAGGAUUUGGGCAUUCCAGAAGUUCAACUUUGGACAGCAUCAGCGUGUGGCUUUGUGGGAUACUUGCAAUAUGAUGAACUGGUUCAAAGAGGCAUCCUUCCAUUCAAAGGUACAGUUUAUGUCUCUGUUAUUUCUUUCCUACGAUUUUAUAAUUAUGUAAAUAUCUAUAUUAUUUCUUAA